Messenger RNA from Drosophila mojavensis, 1188 nucleotides. RefSeq lists its product as uncharacterized. The coding region runs from base 240 to 833 and encodes 197 amino acids. The transcript has a single exon. Lineage: Eukaryota; Metazoa; Arthropoda; Insecta; Diptera; Drosophilidae. The record is from RefSeq and is a predicted model, not a curated record.
GAUUGCCUCAGUAUCACAGAGUAGGUCUAACAAUUCGGUCGACAUAUUGAGAGAAAAGUACGAUAAAAAUUAAAAUAUUUGUGCAUUUCGUGAUAAAUUCUUAAACAAAAUCGCAUUGUAAAUCAUUUCGCUGUGCUAAAUUUGAAGUUUAUUAAUAGUUAGUUGUUAUAUAAAUCAGUUUGUCUGUUCUUCGAGCGCAUAGCUGCACCAUCUAAAUCAAAAGAAAAGAAACUACAAAGAUGUCGGACAAUUCGGCUGUCUCUGGCGUACUGAAUGCUGUGCUGUGCGGCGUGACUGGGUAUGGGUUCUACGCGAUGCAGCCGCAGGAACAUCCAUUUGCGUUCUCUGCCUGCUUGAUUGGCUUUUGCCAUGGUCUGUUGGGACUGAUCGACAUUUUCGUUGGAAAUGAUAACACACACAAAGCCAAGAAGACGACUAAUGCCAUUAUGGAGGUUGUUCCCUUGCCGCUAGUCAAUAUGGAGCUAUUCUUUAGCGGCGAAAGCAACAACAUUGCGUUGGGACACGGGCUGUUCAUUGUGCCUAUGGCCAUAUCUGUGCUGGCCGGCCUAAUCAAGGGCGAAGGGGAGGAGGUGGACGAAGCGAUUGAUACAUUGAAGCUAUUGACCAUGUUGGGCAACAUAACCUCUCUCUGCUAUCUGGCCAUCAACGAGGGCUCCAUGAUUAUGGGCGGCAUGGCUGUCCUCGCCUUCCUCACCAAGAUUGGAUCCGAGUAUCUGGAGACACAGAUUGAGGGCUCCGGCGAUCCAGUCAAGUACCUCAGCUGGUCUGGAUUCUACUUGCUGGCCACCUUCGCCGUUGGCGGCGAGAAGUGAUUUGCACACCCAAAGUUAUGAAUGAAGUAUACCCAAAAAUGAAGUAGCACAAAACAAGUAAAACAAUUCCGUUGGGCCUAAUUGAUGAUAUUGACUAUAGCUAUGGAUAUUUAUGGAUUUGCACAUUUCCCGGAUUAACAAACUGAAAAAUUGAUUAAUAUGCGACUGCCGUUUGAAUUUGAUGAUUAAAUAUCUUAAAGCGAAUCGACGUUCGGACUCAAGCUUAAAUUGAAUCAUGCGUAGAAAAAUUAAUUUAAAAUUCUUUCAUAUGUUAUGAAAAUAUUUCAUCUUGAUUCACUUCAGAUAUAAAACAAAUAUUACAAAUUAAUAGAAUACAUUUAGCAAUAACCAAAAA